Molecule: messenger RNA, 1977 nt
Organism: Cotesia glomerata
Lineage: Eukaryota; Metazoa; Arthropoda; Insecta; Hymenoptera; Braconidae
Product: uridine phosphorylase 1
Exons: 6
Coding region: 359-1381 (340 amino acids)
Biological process (GO): uridine catabolic process; nucleotide catabolic process
Cellular component (GO): cytosol; cytoplasm
Molecular function (GO): uridine phosphorylase activity
Source: RefSeq, a predicted model, not a curated record
CCACCCUCACCUACCAAUGCAGUGACUGUAACACUUUGUUAAUAUAACACAAUCUCCUUAUUACUUUUAACAAACUACUCUUAUGAACACUAUUUUCUCGAACAUCCAUAUCACUUUAAGCUACUAUUUUUUUUUAAAUUAAUUGCAAAAAUCAACAAACAAUAAAAAUAUACAAGUUUAUAACAACCAAAUUCUGUAUUUUUAUCGUUAAUUUUUAACACUAAAAAUUAAAUCAAUGAAAUAAUUCACUGCCAAAAACGUGACCAGUUUGAAUAAAAUUUUUCUAUUUUUCCGUCAAAGAGAAAAUAAAAGUUUAGUUUGAAUUGUUCAAGGAUUUGUUUAUAUUUAUAAAUAAACCAUGAGUCUUUUACUUGAAGAAGAUGAAGUUGACGAGUACAGCGAUGGAUCAGUACGGCUAAGGAAUCCCAACAUUGAAUUAAUGGACCAAGACAUUCUUUACCAUCUAGCUCUUGGGAGUGGAUCUCAUGAUCUAGUUGAAAUGUUUGGUGACAUUAAGUUUGUAUGCAUGGGAGGAACACCAAAGCGGAUGGAGAAUUUCGCCAAUUUCAUUAUGAAAGAAAUAGGUCACAAGCUUCCGACUGGUACUACUCUACUGGAUAUCAGCCAAUAUUCUUAUCGUUACUCUAUGUACAAAGUUGGUCCAGUCUUAUCAAUCAGCCAUGGAAUGGGAAUACCGUCUGUCGGAAUAUUGUUGCACGAAGUUAUCAAACUCAUGUAUCAUGCAAAAGUUCGUGACCCUAUAUUCAUCAGAAUCGGAACAUGCGGUGGAAUUGGUCUUGAAGGUGGUACUGUUGUUAUCAGUGAAGAGGCGGUUGAUGGAAUGCUCAAACCAUACUAUGAAGUGCCAAUAUUGGGAAAAAUGGUUCGACGACCAGCUAAAUUGGACAAACAGUUGGUUAAGGAGUUGAACGCAAUGGCGCAUCCAGAGGAUCCGUACGACACAGUAAUCGGAAAAACUAUGUGUACGCACGACUUUUAUGAAGGCCAAGGUCGUCUUGAUGGUGCAUUCUGCGAGUUUACGGAAAAUGAUAAAAUGGAGUAUCUUCAAAAGCUGCAAAAAGCGGGUGUUGUUAAUAUUGAAAUGGAAGCUGUAGCUUUCGCAGCGCUUACGCACCAUGCUGGUAUUAGAUCUGCCAUUGUAUGUGUUACUUUGCUAGAUAGACUGAAAGGUGAUCAGCUUAUGGCACCGAAAGAAGUCUUAGAAGAGUGGCAGAAGAGACCGCAAAUUUUAGUGUCACGAUACAUUACCAAAUAUCUGCAAACAAAAGGUCGCUUGUCACUAGAAGGCCACGGUUCGAUGGCAGUUAAAAGCCCACGGCGUUUUAAACUCGUUCAACAAGAAUCCGAAAACUACGACUAAAUCGUUAGCGUUAAAAUUUGUUCUUCAAUUUUUCAUACUUUCUUUAUUUGGAAUACAUUUAUUUUUUUUUUUUUUUUCAUCCACCGAUGCAAUUCGAAAAAUCUUGUUCUCUUAAUAAAUAUUUAUAGUACACCAAACUAAAAUAAACUUUGUGAUUCGCAAUAUAUAAUACUGGAAUGUUAUAAUUAUAAACUGAAACUUGCUGUUAUUGAAUUCAUGAAUUCAUUAAUUAGCUUCAUGGCAUUUCGAAUUAUUUAGUCUAGUUGUAUUGAAAUUAAACUUAAUUUUAAAAAGUUAACAUGAAUAUUAAUAUGAUAAUCAUUUAUUAAUGAUACUUUUAUAUCAUUAUAAAAUUUUAUAUACAAAUUUAUACUUAUUUUAAAAUGUGUUCUGUUACGUAAAUUAUUUUUUCACAAGUGUAGUACUCAAUUACUGGCAUCAGUGGAGAGGGAAUGCUAACUUUGCCACGUUUUGUUUUUUACAAAACAAGUGGUACACAAGUACAAAUGAGUGCCGGUUUUAAUAGCAUGAGAUGAAAAAAAAAAAAAUUAGAAAGGCUAUUUAAUGUUUUAAAUGAAAACGACAUUCAAUGAAAA